GACGUCACCGGGCUGUCUCUCAGUCCCUUCCUGCUGCAUCACAACAGCCGUUAGUAGCUCCAGUAGCACUAGUGACCGGGGGGACAGGAUAUCCACAGCUAAUUCAUUGAUAAAAUAACUCUGUUGACGUUGCAACACUCAACAACAUCCUAACACGGGGGUAACAGACAGGAACUGGUUGCAGUGCGAUAACCCCGCUCCAGCUGUUGGGAUAUGGCCAGGCCGGAACAGGUUCUGCUCUUGGAGCCUCAGCAAGAACUGAAAUUCCGAGGUCCUUUCUCAGACGUGGUCACCACAAAUCUCAAGCUCUCCAACCCUACAGACAGGAAUGUGUGUUUCAAGGUGAAGACGACAGCGCCGCGCCGGUACUGUGUGCGGCCAAACAGUGGAAUCAUCGAUGCAGGCACCUCAAUCAACGUCUCAGUUAUGCUGCAGCCUUUUGACUACGACCCCAAUGAGAAGAGCAAACACAAGUUCAUGGUGCAGUCCCUGCUAGCACCUCCUGACAUGACCGACAUGGAGGGAGUGUGGAAGGAGGCUAAGCCAGAAGAGUUGAUGGACUCCAAGCUGAGGUGUGUUUUUGAGAUGCCAGCAGAGAACGAAAAAACGCAUGACAUGGAGUCCAACAAGAUGAUGUCGUCCAACUUGCUGAAGUCAGAGUCCUCCGCGCUGCCUCUUAAGUCAAUGAGCUCCACCCUUGAUGACGGGGAGGUAAAGAAGAUCAUGGAGGAGUGUAAGAGGCUGCAGAUGGAGGCUCAGAGGCUACGGGAAGAAAACAAACAGAUAAGGGAGGACGAUGGUCUGCGGAUGAGGAAGAGUAACAUGGUGUCAUCUCAGCACUCCUCAGUUGGCAUGAAGAAAGAGGAGGGGUUGAGCGCCCGUACGGUGGCCCUCAUCGUACUCUUCUUUGUGGUGGGCGUCAUCGUGGGCAAGUUGGUCUUGUAGAUGGCAGCGCAGUUCGGUCGGCCGCAGCAUGCUUUCAGGGGAUGAAAACAAACACGGGAUCUGGGAUUUUGGAUCAGAAAUGCCAUAUCCGCUGGGUGGGGGGGUGGUACUAGUUUUGAUUCAGUCUUAUUUAUGUAAAAAAAAUUCAAAAGUAAUGUAUGAGGGGAAAAAAAGAAGAAACGAUGAUUCAUCAUCUUAUGAACAAACCUACUGUUACAGGUCUUGCCUCUACGUAAUCAUCACAUAAUCAUUCUGGCCCUCUUCCCAAAGUUUCCUGUAUACAGAUGACUGGUUCUGUGGGCGGGGGGGAAUGGAAACGUGAUUUAAUGCUAGUGAUUCAGACCAAUGGUUUUUCUAACACCGACGCAGUAGUGUUGGUGCGAUUGAGUCAGUUUGCAAUUGUGUGAAUGUCCUUUUAGUGUAUUGUUGUUUCUUUUUCUAAAUGACGGAGGCCAGAGCCUAUGUAUAUGUAUAUGUAACCCCCCAAACUGUACAGUAUAUCCAGGUGUUCCUUACAGCUAAACCCCCUUUAAGGAGGGGAUUUACCAGAGAGAUGAUCCACACAGUCGGGGUUACACACAGGGCUAUCAAACUGACUCCUCCAAUCAGAGGCUUUGUCAUAUCGGCUUGUCUUUGAUUGUUGAGCAACCUUGAUCAGUGUAUGAAACACUAUACCAUAGGUAUUUUCUUUCCUCUUGUCCUUUUUAUUUUCACUCUACCUUAAUCCCGUCACCUGUCACUCAGUGCUCACCACAUCCCCAGUUGUCAGUGGGGGAUGUUUGAUUGCAUGCAUUCACACAGAGUGUUGCAUCUGGACUUUUGAAUCUAAUUUAAUUGCUUUUAUAAUGGUGGUAAUAAUAUGUCAUUUGGCUGUAGGUUUGCACAACUACAUUUUCUGAUUUUCUUUUUCUUCCUCUUGUGUUCCGUUGCAUUUUUAUGAUUUUAAGUAAUUUUUUGUUUUAAGGGUUGAAGCAUUUAAGAGUAUUGCAGCUACCAGAAAUGAGCUCCAGAUUUGUAGGAUUAGAUCAUUUCUGUAAAUGUUCUCCAGAUGAAAGCCUUGCCUUGUGACCUGUUUGGGCAAGUUAUUCUCAGGCCAAGAUGGAGGUGCAUAUACAGUGCUUUAAUAUACAUAUAACAUACACACAUAUAUAUAUAUAUAUAUAUAUAUAUAUAUAUAUAUAUAUAUAUACAGGUGUAUGUAGAAGCGAAUGGUUAUGUGUUUCCUUGGCAACAUCAACAACACCAAGGUCCUGUUACAAUGUCCUAAUAAAGGGACCAUGGUCUUUUCCAGUUUUCUCAUAUUUUCCUACUGAGCCAUACAUUUGUUGACAUUCUGUUUUGUUCGGGGCAAAUGUAUGUCAGAGAUCAACUGAGUGUUUUAAGCUGCCUGCUCCAGCUCUCCACUGCUGGUGAGUUUGCUGUUUUCUUUUUUUCACUCCACUGCAGGCCUGUGUUCAGUUUGCGGUGUUUGCAUUUCAUCAUUUAUCUGUUGCUUAUUAAUGUUAUAUCCUCACUGCAUUUGAAGUCGUGUUCAUUUUAAAUGCACAAAGAUUAAGAGUGUCUCUCCUUUGAUCUUCCUGCAGCAUACAACGUUUUUUUUUUCCUCUCAAGCAAGAGGGGGGGAAAGCUUAUAGCCUUGAGGGGACCACAUGAUGGCAUUGUACUGUUCCAUAGCCGAUGGUUAUUUUUUUUUGUCAGAAAUAAACAAACAAAAAACUCAAAUUGUUUCAUCUCUAAAUUUGCAUGAGGAAAAAAGCAAUGGAGAGUGUCAUUCUACUUUGAAAUAUUUGACAGAAAAAGAGAAAAGAGCAGUCAGUCAUAUUUUUAUCCCACUGUAUCCACAUAAGAUGAGUAAACAGGAGUGUAUUCCCCUUUGUUAAUCUGAAAGAAAAAUUAUGAAAUGCCACUGUCUUUUCAUGUUAAGUGAAGUGGAAGACAAUGGAUCUGACUGGUGGGGAAGAGAUUAACAUAAACAUGAGCUUGUGUUUCUACUGUAUCUCUGUAAAGUUGCUGGGUUGAGGAUGACUUGUUGCUUAGAGGGAGGGCAGAGUUGACCUGAGCUACAGUCCCAUCUUGGGUUACCAGACCUGGGUCACAUAGUACUUGCAGAAAAUUCUUCUUGUUCAAUGAAUCCUGUUUGGAGUAUUAGAAUAUUUUACUUAAGGAAAAUAUUCCAAAGUACCAGUAUAUACUGUUAUGUAAUUAAGAUUUUACCACUGUCCUGCUCUGAUACAGUAAACCCCACUGAUGUGGUACUCCAAGUAGGAUUAAACAAACAAUAAUAAUUACAUGUAAAUACUAAUUGAUCCAGGCCUGGUUGUAAAACACACUACACUGACCUGUUCUGGAGUCUCUGACCAUCACCAUAAUCAAUGUAAGCAGUCGGCAAACUGUUUUGUAUGUAUAUAAAUAAAUAAAUAAGUCUAUCUGAGAAGAAAAUUAAUAUUCCUAGUCAAGUAGUCUCUGGUGUAUAAAAACAACCCAACCUGGUUGGACUAUGUAGCAUCUUAAUAAAUUAAAUGAAUAAAGCCCCUA
This is a messenger RNA of Siniperca chuatsi (mandarin fish), 3480 nucleotides long. RefSeq names its product vesicle-associated membrane protein-associated protein B/C-like. The record is from RefSeq and is a predicted model, not a curated record. NCBI's taxonomy places the organism in Eukaryota, Metazoa, Chordata, Actinopteri, Centrarchiformes, Sinipercidae. The coding region runs from base 214 to 945 and encodes 243 amino acids. Gene Ontology annotation, cellular component: endoplasmic reticulum membrane; plasma membrane. The transcript has 6 exons. Gene Ontology annotation, biological process: endoplasmic reticulum membrane organization. Gene Ontology annotation, molecular function: FFAT motif binding.